GAAAUUAUUCGAUUUGAGCCGUCCGGGAUAAUGUUCCUCGGAUGCAGAAACCGAGUGGUCUGCGAGUCGCCUGUCUGCCCUGUCAUCGUUCCCUCGGGGAAGAACACGAGACACUACCGUUUGUCAGCACGCGGCAGCAUUCUGAUUUGUCGAUGCAGUUAACGUGCCGGCAGCACGAUCCGCAGUACAUGUGGCAGAUCAUUUCGCUGCGUAUAAAGGCAGGCACGCAGCAAGACAUGGGAAGACCUGGGAGAAGCGAUGGCCGGAAAAAUGGACAAGAAGGUGAUCAUCGUCUCCACGGUGGUCGGCUCCCUGGGGUUGCUGAGCGCCAUCCUGGGUUUCUCCGCCGAGGGCACAAAGAUCACUAUUUCUGAUAUACGGGUGGUCGGCGACGAGUGCCUGUACCCGCAGAACGCUGCGAACGCGCUGGCGAUCAGCGGGGCUGUCUUCCUGCUGAUGGCGCAGAUCGCCGUGUCGGCCAUCGGUGGCUGCUGCGGCUGCUGCAAGUCCCGCUCCAUCCCGUCGGAGACCAAGCGGAUCAUCGGCGUCGUCUGCGCCGUCGUGUCAUGGAUAGCGGCGGGCUUCGCGUGGGUGCUGUUCGUGGUGGGCGCGACGGGGAACGGCGACGGGUCGCGGGCCACCUGGCCGGACUGCUACGUCCUCAAGGACGGCAUCUUUGCUGGCGCGGCGGUGCUGGCCCUCGUUGCCACGGCGUUUGGGAUCGCGUCCUACGUCAUGCUUCGCAGGCAGGCCGGCGAGGCGCCGGGGGGCAAGCCGGCGGAGCAGCCACCAUUGGCCGGGAUCGCGAUGGGCAACCCCCAUUUCCCGCCGCCGCCUCCUUCACAUGGACCGACCGCGUGGUAGAAGACGAAACAUGCUCGUGAAAAUGAAUUUUAAACCUCGAGCCAGACAUGUGCACUAAUUUUAGCAAACAUUUCAAAUAAUUGUGCUUAGUUUUAGUAUCAUCAUUUAAAGAUAAAUUUUACAACUACUAGUGUAAAAUUUAGGUACCUACGAAGGCUAAGAUUUUACACUAGUACCUCAAAAUAACUUAAGGAUGACAAAA
This is a messenger RNA of Oryza brachyantha (malo sina), 1066 nucleotides long. RefSeq names its product protein MODIFYING WALL LIGNIN-1-like. Lineage: Eukaryota; Viridiplantae; Streptophyta; Magnoliopsida; Poales; Poaceae. The coding region runs from base 259 to 864 and encodes 201 amino acids. The transcript has 4 exons. The record is from RefSeq and is a predicted model, not a curated record.